Messenger RNA from Dalotia coriaria, 913 nucleotides. Its product is annotated as cuticle protein 38-like. The transcript has 4 exons. Bases 96 to 815 code for a protein of 239 amino acids. The record is from RefSeq and is a predicted model, not a curated record. Lineage: Eukaryota; Metazoa; Arthropoda; Insecta; Coleoptera; Staphylinidae.
GUUUUGGUAUAUAAACUCAACGAAUCGCUUUGAUAAUCAUCCAGUCUCUUGCUAUCUUUCUAACAAAGACCAACAAACAACCAAAAACAUUCAACAUGUUCAAAUUCGUUGUUCUCGCUGCCAUCGUUGCCGUUGCUGCCGCCGCUCCCGGCCACUUGAUCGCCGCCCCCGUGGUUGCCCACGCUGUGUCCACCAGCCAUCAAUCAUCCUCUGUGGUGCACCACGCUACCCCAGUGGUUAGGACCCAUGUGGUUGCUGCCCCAGUAGUGCACGCCGUCCAUGCUGCUCCAGUUGUACACGCCGCUCCAGUUGUCCACGCCGCCCCCGUGGUGCACCACGCCGUGCCAGUUGUCCGUAGCCACGUUGUUGCCCCCGUUCACGCUGUGCACGCCGUUCAUGCCGCUCCUCUUGUUCAUGUACAUUACAUCCACAUAAAAACCGGGACGUUUUCAAAUCCGCAAACAGUCAAAAUUUGCUCAGCAUCAAGCAAAAUAUCCAAAAAAACAAACAAAAAAACAAACUUAAAAAUGUUCAAACUUGUUGUACUUUUUGCUGUUGUUGCCUGCGCUGCCGCCGCCCCCGGCCACUUGGUAGCUACUCCAUUGUUGGCAACUCACUUGGUAGCCACCAGCCAUCAAUCGGUGGUGCAGCACCAUACGCCGGUCGUUAAGACCGCCGUUGUGGCACCGGCGAUUGCUGUGCACGCCGCCCCCGUGGUCCAUGCUGCUCCAAUCGUGCAUGCCGCUCCCGUCGUGCCCGUUGUGCAUGCGGCUCCGCUCGUAAAAACGCACUCGGCUGCUGUGCUCGUGCAUUGAACGCGAUUUUUGAUUGAUUGUAUCGCAUUUGCAUAUUUUAAUUUUACAAUAUUAAGACCAUAUUUAUUCUUAGACUAAAAUGGAAAUAUACACACAGA